UGAGAAGUCUGUUCUGUCUGACGGUAGCAGGGUUGUAUUCCAUCUGUGGAGAGCGGUUGUAGGUCACUGAAAACCCUACUUUUGCUUAAAUCGCCUUUUCACCAUGUGACCUUUUCUUUUGGACUCUCAGACAAUUGUUAGGACUAAAGUUGGAUACUGAAUGAUGGCGUCAAAGCAGCUGAAAAGAAAUGUUGAAGUUCUGAUUGGAAAUUACGUGGGACGGAAGCUCAGAGAGAAUAAUUUUGAUCCCAAAGGGAAGGUGGACUCGUCGAUGCUGGAUGAUCUGGCUCACUAUGAUCUUGCAGUAAGUGUUGCUCUAUGGUGGUUGGACAAAGAUGUACAAGACCACAGAGGCAUCACUUGGGAUCUUACAGGAAGUGACCUCUCCCCAGAUCGUUCAGAACGGGAAGCAAUGAUCUUGUCAUCGUUUGCUGGAAUCUUGAUGAACAGCAUACCAGUGGAGGAAAUCUUAAACCUCUAUCGUCACAAGCCUUCUGCUACCUUCUCCACCCAUGGAUCAAAGGGUUCAAUCGUAUGUCCCUUCACUCUCUCCUAUCAUCCGUUCGCCAUGCUCAGUUCGUACAAGGCUGUGCACCACUCCAAGACACACAACCAAAAGCUAAAACGUUGGCUCACUGGUAGGACCAACAUGGCACGAGUUCAAGCACCGACUUCUUCCUCCUCCACUCAGUCCUUUGUCUCUGACAGCUGUGGCACUCCUGAGGAACGAGAUGAGCAUUAUGAGGGGUCACAAGAGUCUCUGCGGGACUGAGGAUCCGCUCAUGUGAUUUUCAUACACGGAAAAUAUCUGAACCUCAUCUCUCAUUAAAACGCAGACAAUUUAAAGCCGCUCUCCUGUCGCAGUUUCAUGCAAACGUUGAAUUUCAGGUCCCACAAAGGGUAAACGGGUCAGUAGGUUUUGUGAUGACUUCAAAGUUUCUGCAUCCAAACUUUAAUCCACUUGAUGAGGGAUUAGUGGAUAAA
Molecule: messenger RNA, 984 nt
Organism: Synchiropus splendidus (mandarinfish)
Lineage: Eukaryota; Metazoa; Chordata; Actinopteri; Syngnathiformes; Callionymidae
Exons: 9
Coding region: 161-772 (203 amino acids)
Source: RefSeq, a predicted model, not a curated record